Messenger RNA from Epinephelus lanceolatus (giant grouper), 2944 nucleotides. It is a transcript of the gene hoxa5a, whose product is annotated as homeobox A5a. Gene Ontology annotation, cellular component: nucleus. Lineage: Eukaryota; Metazoa; Chordata; Actinopteri; Perciformes; Serranidae. Gene Ontology annotation, biological process: anterior/posterior pattern specification; regulation of transcription by RNA polymerase II. The record is from RefSeq and is a predicted model, not a curated record. Gene Ontology annotation, molecular function: DNA-binding transcription factor activity, RNA polymerase II-specific; RNA polymerase II cis-regulatory region sequence-specific DNA binding.
UCGAAUAUUUCCUUUUUAAAUAUUUGUGAAUUUCGUCUCUUUUGUGUCUUUAAAUUGCAGAGUGACUGUACAAAACUCCACUCUGGGUAGCUGCCUAUAGAAAAGGGAUUUUAUGUUGCUCUCGAUCUUGUGUUGAUACCUCACAAACAUACAAAUAAUACAUAUGCAAUUUGAUAAUAUAUUGACUAUUUAAAAGUCAAUGUGAACGAUGAUUCGCCUUAAAACGGAGGCGUAAUAAAGUCGGGUUACAUGCGACGAGCUUAUAAAAUCAUCUGAGGGCUUAUUGUGUAAAUCGUUAUAUUUUAACCAGUGUAAAGUUGACAGUAACGUGUCUUCAUAUGUAGCUUAUAUUUAAAGUUAUCAAUUCUUCACUGUUAAAAGACAGGCCUUGAAUGGGAGUCUCUGUUAUUAUCCGACAAUGUGAUGCUUUUAUCUUUACGCAAAACAUUUAUUCAUCAGUCUUUCCCCACAUUGACGGACCUUCAGUUGUUUUAUGAUCAUUAGAAAAACUGUGAAAAAGCAGUCCUGUUUUAAAUGGGCUUUUAUUCUAUUAAGUGCGCACACUAUUUGCACUCAUCGCCUAUCAUAACAUGCAUAACAGAUUCUGAUCGAAUUAUUUCUGUACACUAUCCUCGCAGAGAUUGCACUCUCAGCAUGUCACUUGUUAUAUUGUUUAGGAGCCCGUUGGUUUUUGCCGCAAUGGUCGUUAACCUCUGAAUGACCCCGUGUGGAGCCCACGCCUCAGAAAGCACCGCAGACAGGCAGUGCAACAGUUGAGCCAGAGGAUGGCGCACCACGACAAUUCAAAACACCCAAACCGUGGCUCAGAGCUUGCCCUAGCCACGAGCGCAUGGAGGCGCGCGCCCUUCACAUCCCACCCAGUAUUUCCUCCGUGCACGAGUUUACCUCUGGAGGUCACCAAGCAGGAUUUACGACUGGUCAACAAAAGCACGUGAUACUCCGCCGUACCCCAUAUUUGGGUGCCUACGUAAGAGAGAAUCAAGUCCAUGGUCCCACUCAUUUCCAUAAUUCAUCAUAAAUUGUGCAAGGGUGCUAUAGGACGCGCUAAACCAUAAGAGCCACAAAUCAAGCACACAGGUUUAUGCUAUUUUACCUCUAAAACAAUAAAAAACAACAACAAUACCUACAACGAGCAAACGGUGGAAUUGUCAACAAAUGAGCUCCUAUUUUGUGAACUCAUUCUGCGGUCGCUAUCCCAAUGGCGCGGACUUCCAGUUACAUAAUUAUGGAGACCAUAAUACGGCAAACGAGCAAUACAGAGACUCAACAGCCAUGCAUUCCAGCAGGUAUGGCUAUGGCUACAACGGGAUGGACCUAACAGUCGGGCGGACGAGUACCGGACACUUUGUGGGCAACGAGCGGACACCGGGCUACUCCUCAGCGGCGACAACACCCUCGGUGGAGCCGGUCAGGUACACCCAGUCCGCCAGCAGCACCGGGACAUCGUCUCUAUCGCCAACACCUGACCCUCUACCGUGCUCCUCGGUCGCCAGCUCGUCCCCGGUCACCGAGACUCAGUCUCAACACCGAGCAGUGAAAAACUCUAUAACGACCCCGUGCUCUACCCCGUGCUCGAGCUCGAACGGAGGCACGCUGCUGCUCAGUCGGGACUGUGUGUCCAAAGCUUCUCCCCUCGAGGAAGAGAAGCCUGCGGGAAGCACACCAACAACUCCACAAAAUGUCACGGAGUCAACACAGCCUCAGAUAUAUCCGUGGAUGAGAAAACUACAUAUAAAUCAUGAUUUGUCAGGACCAGAAGGAAAGAGAGCCAGGACUGCAUACACCCGGUACCAGACCCUGGAGCUGGAGAAGGAGUUCCACUUCAACCGGUACCUGACCCGCAGGCGGAGGAUCGAGAUAGCCCAUGCCCUCUGCCUCUCAGAGAGACAGAUCAAAAUCUGGUUUCAGAACCGCAGGAUGAAGUGGAAGAAAGACAACAAGCUGAAGAGCAUGAACAUGGCGGCUGCAGGCGGGGGAGGCUACAGGCCUUGAUAUUCAACUCAUCUGCCCCUCAUAGCGAGCACUAUAUACAAAAAAAUAAAACAAAGAUUGUCAUAUCAACUUCCCCUUCCUCCUACUUCAAAAAAGCGCAGAGACUUGUGACCGGGGCUGUGCGCGGGGAAGGGGACACCCCACCUGAGCCCCACUGUAUGUCCAACAACCGUCCCAUUAUAUUCCUUAAUAUUAUUUCCUUUUUAUUUCCACCGUGGUAAUGCUUAUGUGAGUAAAAAAUGCAUUAUGUACAGUUCUGUCUAGAUUUAGUAGAAAAAGCAACAAAAUAAAUGUUUGUUUAAAUUAUUUCUUGUUCAGACGAAAAAAUAAAAACGUCAAAGCUUGAAAUGCUACCUACCUACCGCAAAUAAACCCAGUAAAAAGUUGUGUGAUGCACUCAGAACAAUACCAGCCUAAUGAAUAGAGGGUUGAGGUUGAGCUGCCUUGGUGUUUAGCCUUCGUUUUCUAUGUAUGUACUGUAUAUGUAUGUAUUUAUUUGUUUGAUGUAUUGUACCAACUUGUCAGAUAACUUGCUUCCAAAAGUAGAGCCAGCAGUGAGCCUUGUAUGGUUAUUGUAUGCGUUGUGAACACAUGUAUGGACAGAAGUGCCGACUCAGUCUUGUAUGUACAGUAGCUGUGCCUUGCAUCUUUUUUUUUCUUUCUUGCAGGAGCUUCUGUUUGUGUUUUUCACCUGGUCGCAACAUCUUAGUAAAAAAACGUGUUUUGUCUUUGUUUUCUUUAACUGUUUUAAUGUGGAGGGUCCCCACAGUAAAUUUCAUUGCCUAUGUGUAUAACUCCAUCGUGAUUAGCUUUUUGUAAAUGUUUUUCAAAGACUGGAAGUCAAGAAUAUACUAUAAUAAUAAUGAUGAUGAUGAUGAUGAUGAUGACGAUGAUGAUGGCCAUUAUAAUAAAAUUUCUACUGGAACGGCAA